AGUUGAACCAGGAUGGGGACCCGUGGUACUCUUGGGUCUUCUUCUCGUCGUGUGUUUCUUCUUACUGGGAACCACAGCUGGGGAAUUUCUAUGCCCGAAUUUAGUGAGCAUUUCUCGGGCUCUCAGGAUGAGCCAGAGCGUUGCGGGGGUCACUCUCCUGGCUUUCGGCAACGGAGCACCGGACGUGGUUUCGACUGUGGCGGGAAUCAGUCAGAACCGCAGUUCUCUGGUAAUCGCCGAACUCUACGGAGGCUCGAUGUACAUAGCCACAGUCGUCAUAGGGCUCUUAUUCAUCUUGAAUGACUUCGACGUGCCCUUGUCGAUUCUCCGCGACGUUCUCUUUUACCUGGCCGCCUCGGUCUGGACCCUCCUUCUCUUCAGACGGGGCUAUGUUGAGCCUCGAGAUGCUCUCGGUUUCCUCGGUCUCCACUUGUUCUAUCUGCUGAGUGCUGUCAUUUUUCCGAGACUGCUCGAGAACUUCAAACGAACUGAGUUCUUCAAGAAGAUAACCUCCCCGGAGCGCAUAUCUUCAGACGACGGUUACUCCUCCGAUGAACGCUUGGACCAGUUCGUAUACCAACCGAUCCACGUCAUGUCGCCAACCCAGCGUCCGCCGGGACGACUUCACCGAAAAUUCUCUUCAUCUGUAUCUUUGCAUCAUCAUCUGGAUAACGCUAUUUGCACCUUGAUCACAAACGCAGAUCACGAGUUGCAGGAACGGGUCCCUCGGAACCAGCAGAGUCGACACAACUCAAUCUGCGAGGUCAAUUUUCGAUUGCCCCGCUGUCCGUCGCGGGCUCAAUUUCCCAUCGGGAAUUCCGGAGUCCACGAGGAAUCCCCUCUGUUGAAUUCCGGAUCGUCGCACACCUUACCCACCCAGUAUAUCUACCCGCGAGUUUAUUCUGAGUGGCAGGAGUUCGUCAUGAGAUUGUGGCCCGUGAAGUCCGUGGAAUGGCAUAGCAUAUCGACCGUCAAGAAGUAUUUCCACAUGAUAACGUAUCCGCUACUGCUGCCCCUGCUUCUCACCAUACCCCUGGUGGACGAUCAUGCUCGCCGCAGCAAUUGGAACAGGCCUCUAACCGUCUUCCAGUGUACCCUCGUCCCUGUCGUACUUCUGAUCCUCACGAAGCAGCUCGAUGCCAUGGUUCACGGUGUACCGAUGUGGGCCGUGGCUCUAAUAUGCGGCAGCAUCAUAGGAAUUUCGAUCUUCGUCACGUCUCCCGUCCGAGAACUGCCGAAGUAUCACGUGCUGCUUUCAUUCAUCGGCUUCUUCGUCUCGCUCGCGUGGAUCUUCCGACUGGCGACCGAAAUUGUUUCUAUGCUAAAAGCGUUCGGCAUCUUCUUCAGUGUGAGCGAAGAAGUUCUGGGAGUAUCUGUUUUGACCUGGGGAAAUUAUCUCGGGGACCUAGUCACAAACCUGUCCGUGGCUUCUCAAGGCUAUCCGCAGAUGGCUCUGAGCGCCUGUCUUUCGACUUCAUUGGUCGCCAUCUUAGUAGGUUUUGGAGGAGCGUUCAUCGAGGUUUUUUUGACCGGAGAAACAAAGAUCCAGGUCCACGGGAGUGAUAUGCAGGACUUGAUCUACAUCAGCUUGCUCGGCAGCAUAACGAUCCUCGUCUUGGGCACUUGUAUCGCCAGGUUCCGGUCCUCGAGGAUAUUGGGAGUUGUGCUUGUUGCCUAUUACAUCAUUUUCGUGACGGUGAUCUCGUUGAUUGAAUUCGGCCCCGCAGAUUUCGCUGUAAAUGUUCUAUGGCCAAGAGAGUGA
This is a messenger RNA of Galendromus occidentalis (western predatory mite), 1762 nucleotides long. RefSeq names its product mitochondrial sodium/calcium exchanger protein. NCBI's taxonomy places the organism in Eukaryota, Metazoa, Arthropoda, Arachnida, Mesostigmata, Phytoseiidae. The record is from RefSeq and is a predicted model, not a curated record. Gene Ontology annotation, cellular component: membrane. Gene Ontology annotation, molecular function: calcium:sodium antiporter activity. Gene Ontology annotation, biological process: intracellular calcium ion homeostasis; transmembrane transport; monoatomic cation transport.